Molecule: messenger RNA, 900 nt
Organism: Necator americanus (New World hookworm)
Lineage: Eukaryota; Metazoa; Nematoda; Chromadorea; Rhabditida; Ancylostomatidae
Exons: 9
Coding region: 1-900 (299 amino acids)
Biological process (GO): stabilization of membrane potential; potassium ion transmembrane transport
Cellular component (GO): plasma membrane
Molecular function (GO): potassium ion leak channel activity; outward rectifier potassium channel activity
Source: RefSeq, a predicted model, not a curated record
AUGUAUUGCAUCCUGAAAAGAUUCGGUUCAUCAACGCCUCGAACGAAUGGUGGACGAAUCCUUACGAUUAUUUAUGGUGUAGUCGGUUGUACGAGUUGUGUGUUGUUCUUCAAUCUGUUCCUCGAACGACUAGUUACCGCUUUGUCGUAUCUUCUAAGGUAUUUGCACGAAAAAAAGCUACAACGACGAUUGAUCAGGAACAGUAGCAAUAAUAAGCCGGUCACCUUACUAAUCAAUAACGCGGACUACUGCGAAUCGGCAAGCUCAUGCGAAGGUCCUGCAGAUGGCUGGCGACCUUCUGUAUAUAAGGUGUUUUUCUGCCUUUUCAGCAUCUCUGCAUUAUUGAUUAGCACAGCAGCUUUGAUUUAUUCACAUGUAGAGGAUUGGGCAUACAUAGAAGCUAUGUAUUUCUGUUUCAUAAGUUUUGCUACCAUCGGCUUCGGCGACUAUGUCUCCAAUCAAAAGGAUGUGACGAAAAUGAAUGGAGAUCUGUACAGAUUUCUCAAUUUCGCAUUGCUCACACUCGGUGCCUGUUGUUUCUAUUGCCUUUUUAACGUGUCUUCCAUAGUAGUAAGACAACUUUUGAACUUUAUGAUAAAGAAAAUGGACGUGAAGGGAACAAUUUGUUGUUUAAAGAAGAAGCGACGAUAUAUGGGAUUGGGAUUACGACCUCCAAAAGGAUACGACGAGUCGUCAGAACGAUCAUCAGUCGACUAUCAGGAUGGUCUACUAUCCUUAAAAGAAUUCCUCAUGAACAAUCAAAGCUCUGUAUUGCUACUCCAAAAGCAACUAAUCAAAAGCGCCAUGAAGAACGUGAAAGAAAACGAGGAACAGAAGAUCUCAGCUACACGGGUCGGACCGAUGGGUAUCCUUGAUCAAGCGUUCGGCGACGAAAACUAA